GUGGAGUGGGGGCUGUGGUGGGUGGCUCUAGGCGUGUCGUCUUCCAUUGGGUUCGGGAGUGGCAUGCACACCGGCUUGUUGUUUUUGUUUCCGCACAUCUUAAAGGUUUGCCAAACGGUUGAAUUGUGUGGAAACGUAGAUUUCGACACGCGGAGGAACAUUUGGUUUAUGAUGCCCACGGAGGAGUUGUUCGAGUGCGCGUCUAAGCCGCGUGCGCGCGGAGUGAGUUACGUGGACAUUUGGUUGAGCGUUUUACCUGAAUGCGUGGCGUGGGGCGUCGGCACCGCCUUCGGGGAAAUCCCUCCGUAUUGGGUUUCUUACUUUGCAGCCAAGGCUGGACGAGAAAAUAAAGAGUUGAGUGACAUCACGCACGUCGAUGCGAGCGAUAUGGAUCAGGUGCAGAAGAAAAUUCACGGAUUCAAGCUGUGGAUGAUUGCCUUCAUGAAGCGGUACGGCUUUCUCGGUUUGCUCGCGAUGUCUUCUUGGCCGAACGCGGCGUUUGAUUUGUGCGGCGUGUGCUGUGGGAGUUUUAUGAUGCCAUUUUGGUUGUUCAUCACGGCAACGACGAUGGGUAAAGGAUUUGUGAAGUCUCCGGUUCAAGGUUUGGUCUUAACUUCGCUGUUUUACAAGAAUAGUCGAGAGAAAAUCAUCGCCUUUUUCAGUGGGUGGCUUCCUGCGUCGUGGGAGGUUGACAGGACCAUGAACGCGUCGAUUAAUUCCAUGUUGCAGAAGGUUUUGGCCAGUGGACGCGCGGGAAAGAAGACAAGAAAUACGUUAGCGCUUGCGGUAUCGCCCUCAAAGCUUUGGGGUCAUUUCGUCACCGCACUCGUCGCAUACUUUCUUCUCUCGUGCCUAGAAGAAAUCGCGCGAAUGGAG
Molecule: messenger RNA, 876 nt
Organism: Ostreococcus lucimarinus CCE9901
Lineage: Eukaryota; Viridiplantae; Chlorophyta; Mamiellophyceae; Mamiellales; Bathycoccaceae
Exons: 1
Source: RefSeq, a predicted model, not a curated record